Molecule: messenger RNA, 3715 nt
Organism: Hydra vulgaris (swiftwater hydra)
Lineage: Eukaryota; Metazoa; Cnidaria; Hydrozoa; Anthoathecata; Hydridae
Product: protein MMS22-like
Biological process (GO): double-strand break repair via homologous recombination; replication fork processing
Cellular component (GO): nuclear replication fork
Source: RefSeq, a predicted model, not a curated record
UAGGCUUUUAUUUAUAUUUGUAGGUUAAACUUUUUAAAUAGAGUAAUCAAUGAAAUCAACAAAAAUGUCACAUUUUCAAGUUAUACUGGGAACAUGAAUAAAUGGUUAUUACAGAAGCAGAUAAAUAAUGAAUGAAGAAGAAAAAAGUUUUGCUCAUCUUUUAUCUUCUAACUGUUUUCAAAAUGAGUAUAGAUGCUUUUCAUGUGGAAAAGAUCCAAAUGGUGGUUCUCCUUUUGUUAAAAGUGGAUGCUUAAUUAAUGUGUUACAUGGCAUUACAAAUUAUGAUGAGAAGCAAAUGCGAUUUCAAAGUUUACAUUUUUUUGACCAAAGUAUAUCAUUUAGGCAAAUUGUAAUUAGUAAGAAGCAAUCAGAUUGGUUUAAUGCUCUUAGGUUUCAUUUAAAUAAGUUAGAAAUGGCAACUGACAAAUCUGAAUCUGUUGUAGGAAAUGCAAAAGCAUGUCGAGAAGAGGUCAAUAAAUUCUUGAAUUAUAUUUUGCAUUUAACACAGCUAUCUAUGCUGAAUAUUAAUGCUACAGAAGAAGUGAUUAGACUUGGGAAUGUACGAAGAAGACUUAAUCAGUUGAGCCCAGAUAUACUUAUGUGUACAAAUGCGCUUCAGCAAAGUUAUUUUCAUUUAUGUCUAGAGAUGGGUGCAUACUCUCUUCUAUUAGUAACAUCAUUGUUUACAAAAGAUUGUGGAUCUCAAGAUUUAAUGGCAUUAUUUGAUUGUGUUUCACAGUACCUUGUUUGCGACUUGGUUUAUCUUGCUAACUAUGUUUAUCAAAAGGAUCCUGUGACAAGUGUAUGGAACAAGGGUUUGUUUUAUUGUUCAUGUACCAAUGAACUGUGGCUUUUGUUAAUACAUAUUUUAGAUACAAUUUCCAAAAAACUAAAAACUCAGUCAUUUUGGUCAAUAUUAUCUUAUACUUUAAACAAGUUAGGUUCAGAAAGUGAGAAAAAUGAAAACAGAACACGAAAACACAAUUUUAUUUGGAACACAAGUAGUGAAUUCAAACUUUGGCUUAUUUCUAAAGUUGCUCCAAUAUAUCGUACUAGUGAAUCUGGCUUUCAAUUAUCUAGUGAUGCCUGUAAAAAGACUAUUGUUCCUGGUAAUUGGCAGGCAGUACAAGAGUUAGUUCAAGAAGUUCUUCAAAGAGAUAAUACAGACGAAAAGUGUCUUGUGUUUUUACUGCGUGUCUGCUAUCAACUUAAUGAACAUUGGAGUUUUCAUUUUGAUGUUUUUAAAGCAUUGUGGGAUCAUGUUAAUAAAAUGAUGCCUUUGUAUCAUCAAAAAAAUUCAAGUAAUCUUGACUCGUACAUCAAUCAUGCUGCUCAAAUUACACCAUUAAUAAAGUUUGAUGCAUGCAGACAAAUGGUUUCUGAACAAGUUAUUCUUAAUGGUGAAAUACAAAGUUUUGAUUUGUUCUGUGGUGUUCUUGAAAGAAUUGUUAUAAGAGUAAAAGAUUUAUCUCCGCAAUUUUUAUCACAGAUUAAGGGAAGAAUUUUGUCUAAGUUUCACAAGAGACGAAUGGAAGACAUCACCCCAGUCGAUUUUGAAAGAUUUGGGACUUUAUUUUUAAAAAGCGCAAUAGUUUUUGAUUCGAUGGAUAUAAUUCACAAAAUGUGUUCACAUAUAACAUGCAUUUCUUUUGACCAUAAAAGUUUUUCAAUAAAAAAAUCUAUUUUUCUUGUGCUGUUUACUGGAGUAUUGAUUUGCAAAAAUGAGAAAUAUCAAAUAGACUAUCUUAUUGAAAAAAUUGUUGAACUUUUUACUAAAGUGGUCGCAAAGCACUGUUUACAAGAUACAACACACCAGGAUACAUGGAGUUUGAUUUGUUUUUACUUUGAAUGCAUGGAGCAAUCCCUUGAUUUUGUAACUUUUCUUCCUGGCGAAGAAAAACUGUUGUGUCCUGCGUAUAGUAAACUUCUUACAAUAAUGUCAAGGACAGAAAGACUGGUAGUCCUAAGGCAUAUAAAAAUUAUUUUUAGCUGUUCUUAUAUUCAAGGAAAAUUGAAAGACCUCUUGAUUAAUCAAUUAUGGACUGUUGUGUUUAGUCACGUUGAAGAAGUAGGAUCAGAUGAUCUCGUUGCAGAUUUACUUGCUGAUUUUACUGUGCUUUCAUUAUUGAGUAAAGAAAUUGCACCUGUAAAAUUUCAAGAACUUUUUUCAAAGUUUUCAAAUAGCACUUCACAUUCGCUUAAUUUUAAAUGUAUUUAUUUAUCAAAAGUUCUUUUAUCGCCUGAAGUUAUAAAUUUACUUUCUCAUGAAGAACAAUCCAAUCAUAGAAAUUUACUUAUUAAUACUUGGAUUCAUUGUGUUUUAUUGUCAAAUGUCAACAAAAUCGAUUCUUUGGAAUUUACUAGAGCAUUGUUUGAAAUAAAAGAGUUUUCUAACUACAUUAAAAACAUUGAUGAUACUAAGUUUCCUCCUUGCGAUUUUUCUUCUCUGGUACUACUUAAAUUUGUUGUAGGAAUCAGUAGAUCGUAUAUGAUGCAACAAUCCAUCACAGAGGCGUUUAGUUUUCGCAAAACUAUUGACACUUUUUUCCGAAAUGUUCUUGAUAUAUGUAAACCUGUUUUAAUGAGUUGUGAAUGUAUGAAGACUGUGGAGCUGAUGUUUAUUGUGAAUGGAAACUUAGUUAAGUACUGUGCUAAAGCUAUUUAUAGCAAAUCAUCCCCAGUUUGUUUGCUUCCUCAGAUGUUAGAUUUAUUUGUUCUUCCAUUAAAUUCUUCUAAGAAACCUUUUCCGCCUCUUUUUCUUGAAAAAUCCUCUGAACACUUGCAUUUAUUUUUGUCUGGUUUGAUUGCCUUGGAUUUUAAGAAAGAUGAUUUUCUUGCAAGAAAAAUUAAAGAGAUAUUUCAUAGAUAUUUUGUUCAGUCAUCUGUUAAAUGUUUUAUCAAUCGGUCAUCAAAUCCUUUUUUGAUAGUUUUAAAAGAAUCUCCUGAAGGAAUGACUUCUAAACAGUUCAGAGACUACAGAUAUUUUGUAUUAAAUCUCUUGCGUGAUCAUUUCUUAUAUCUUCCUCAACCUCCAGAACAGCUUGCUGCUGUUCUUUAUUUUAUAUCAAGUUUACUACAAACAGCAGAGUCUGAAGAAGAGUUAAUUAAUUGCGCAGACAUGGUUCUGAUAAAAAUUCUUAAUUGUCUUUUGGCUUGUGAAAAACUAAGAGGAAAAGGUGAACCACCUAAUGUCAGGCAAUUAGUUAUGAGUAUACUAAAGGUUAUUUUUGAUGCAUCAUACAAAAAAUGUAGCAUUGAAUCACAUUUAGCGACCAUACUAAUCAGUUUUGCAUCUGAAAAAAUUUCUUCUCAACAAGGUAUAAUUCUAGAUACACUAGCACUAGUGGGAAGUUUAAAUGUAUCUGUUCUUAAGAUUGCAAUACCUUCCCUACACAAGCUUGUUCUUGAAGAAGAAGAAAGAAGUGGGGGAGAUAAUAACAUUGACUUGAGGAACAGCUUCGUUUUAUUAAAAGAAAUGUCUGAAUGCGACUUUUCGAUGUAAACCUUAGAUGUGAACCAUAUGAUGGUUUCAUUUAUUUUGCAAGUUCUCAAUUAUUAAAAUUCUUCAUCAAAUUUUUUUUUUUUUUUUUUUUAAACUUUUAAAGAAAAAUUUUGAAUAAAAUUCAUAAUGAACUUAAUUUAUAUAAAAUUGUUCUACUACGUAGAUAUGUAUAAAACGAUCUUUCAUAAAAUUGAAUUAUAAAAAAUUAAUUUA